This is a messenger RNA of Hemisphaericaspora subhashii, 1809 nucleotides long. RefSeq names its product dihydroxy-acid dehydratase (gene ILV3). The transcript has a single exon. NCBI's taxonomy places the organism in Eukaryota, Fungi, Ascomycota, Pichiomycetes, Serinales, Debaryomycetaceae. The coding region runs from base 1 to 1809 and encodes 602 amino acids. Gene Ontology annotation, biological process: branched-chain amino acid biosynthetic process. Gene Ontology annotation, molecular function: dihydroxy-acid dehydratase activity. Gene Ontology annotation, cellular component: mitochondrion. The record is from RefSeq and is a predicted model, not a curated record.
AUGAGUUUCCUCCUUACCAAGAGAGCAACUUCACUCAAGAAGUCUCAAUUAUCCACCCUCCUUGCCAAAUCAUUCUCCACCUCAAUUCCAAUCUCGCAAGAAAAAAAAUUGAACAAAUAUUCUUCCAUCGUCACCAAUGAUCCUUCUCAAGGUGCAUCCCAAGCCAUGCUUUAUGCCACCGGUUUCUCCGAUGCCGAUUUCUCCAAGGCCCAAAUCGGGGUUGGUUCCGUCUGGUGGUCGGGAAAUCCAUGUAAUAUGCAUCUUAUGGAAUUAAACAAUAGAUGUAGUGAAUCGGUGAAUAAAGCCGGUUUGAAAGCUAUGCAAUUCAAUUCAAUUGGUGUUAGUGAUGGGAUCACCAAUGGGACCGAAGGGAUGAGAUAUUCAUUACAAUCACGUGAGGUUAUUGCUGAUUCUUUUGAAACUAUGAUUAUGGCACAAUUAUAUGAUGGGAAUAUUGCUAUUCCAUCUUGUGAUAAGAAUAUGCCAGGGACUUUGAUGGCUAUGGGUAGACAUAAUAGACCUUCGAUUAUGGUGUAUGGUGGGACUAUUUUACCUGGGUCUCCAACUUGUGGUACUAAGAACCCAGCGGUUGCUGAUAAGAUUGAUAUCAUUAGUGCAUUCCAAUCAUAUGGACAAUAUUUAUCAAAACAAAUUACUGAUGAAGAAAGAGUGGAUAUUGUUAAGCAUGCAUGUCCUGGCCCUGGUGCUUGUGGUGGGAUGUAUACUGCUAAUACCAUGGCUUCAGCUGCUGAAGUUAUGGGGAUGACAUUACCUUUCUCUUCAUCCGCUCCUGCUGUUUCUAAGGAAAAAGCAGCUGAAUGUGCUAGUGUUGGUGAAGCCUUAAAGAAUUUAUUGAUUAUGGAUUUGAAACCAAGAGAUAUCUUGACUAAGAAAUCAUUUGAAAAUGCAAUUGCCUAUAUUAUUGCCACUGGUGGAUCUACAAAUGCUGUUUUACAUAUUAUUGCUAUUGCCAGUUCUGUUGAUAUUGAAAUUACUGUGGAUGAUUUCCAAAGAAUUUCCGAUACAACUCCAUUAUUAGCUGAUUUCAAACCAAGUGGUAAAUAUGUGAUGGCUGAUUUACAAAAGUAUGGAGGUACACCAGCAGUCAUGAAAUACUUAAUGCAAGAAGGUUUCAUUGAUGGUGAACAAUUAACCGUCACUGGUAAAUCAAUUAAAGAAAACUUGAGCAAACUUUCCGGCUUACCAAUUGAACAAGAUAUCAUUCGUCCAAUUUCUAAUCCAUUAAAACCAAGUGGUCAUUUACAAAUCUUAAAAGGUACACUUGCCCCAGGAUCUGCAGUUGGGAAAAUCACCGGUAAAGAAGGGACUUAUUUCAAAGGAAAAGCCCGCGUUUUCGAUGAUGAACAUGCAUUCAUUACUGCUUUAGAAAAGGGAGAAAUCAAAAAAGGUGAAAAGACAGUUUGUGUAAUUAGAUAUGAAGGUCCAAAGGGUGGUCCAGGUAUGCCAGAAAUGUUAAAACCAUCAUCUGCAUUAAUGGGAUAUGGUUUAGGAAAAGAUGUUGCCCUUUUAACUGAUGGAAGAUUUUCAGGGGGAUCUCAUGGUUUUUUGAUUGGACAUAUUGUUCCAGAAGCUGCUGAAGGUGGUCCAAUUGCUUUGGUGUAUGAUGGGGAUGAGAUUGUUAUUGAUGCUGAAAAUAAUAAAAUUGAUUUAUUGGUUGAUGAAGAUGUUUUGGCUGAAAGAAGAAAGAAAUGGAGUGCUCCUGAACCUCGUUAUAAGAGAGGUACUUUAGCUAAGUAUGCUAAAUUGGUUAGUGAUGCCUCAAAGGGUUGUGUUACUGAUUUAGUUUAG